This is a messenger RNA of Astrephomene gubernaculifera, 4424 nucleotides long. NCBI's taxonomy places the organism in Eukaryota, Viridiplantae, Chlorophyta, Chlorophyceae, Chlamydomonadales, Astrephomenaceae. The record is from the annotation of a GenBank genome assembly.
GGGGAACGAACCCACUUCCACCUAAUAAAUAUAGAUAUCUGUGAUCACUUUUGUAUCUGCUCAAUCCUUAGUCUUUGGGCAGGGCUUCCUUCUUACAAAGGGUCGGUAUGACCACUGUCCUCACGGCCGACGAGGAGUGCUUGGACCAUCUAGUGAGCAUUCGUAUACAAGUUAAACCUAUCGUUGAGGGAGUGGCCUUGUCCUUGACAGAAACGGCGGGCGCUAGACCUUCUGCCCAGACAUGCUGCAAAGUAGAGACCUGCGAGGCGUAUGUAGAUGGAUUUACCAUUAAAUCGGCGGACUGCGAUGAUCUGUCCUCAUGCACCACAACACUGGAGCAGAACAAGAGCCCUGGGAUAGAGCCGAAGCUCGUCCACGAACCGUCUGUAGGCCUGGACGGCGAGCUUGUGGUUGAUGCUACCGGGGAUGGAGAAGCGCAGCCUUGCAAGGGACCAAAUACUCCAGAGCAAGUCGACACCAUCGGGGACCACAUCGGGAAAUGCGAGGUGCCCGACUCAGCGCCGGAGGUAUCAGCCUCUCUUGGCCUCCCUGCCUUAGACUUCGAUUCAGGACAGCAAAGCAGCGGAUCAGCGGUGGGCGACGUGGAGGAGCCGUUAGGUUCAUUAGCUUUAUCGGAAAGCAGUAGUAGUGCUUGCGCCUUGCUGCAAACUCGGCAGGCACCUGAUGGCAAGGAGCAACCAGCAAGCGUCGAGUCGAUGCCGUCUGCGGAUGCCUCGACGGCGUCCUCAUACUCCUCGACGACGACUGCGUCUUCUUCUGCUGUGACUUCAGUAACCGCUGCGGUCACCAGCUUGUUGCGAGCUGUGUUGGCGCCUAUCGCGACUACCAAGGACCCUCCCGGGACCGCAGCCCUCCCAUCCAAUCCCGCCUUCGACAGUGCAGCUACUGCCGAACCCGCCACACCCACGACCCCUCAGCGCCCAUCGCUGUCCAUACCUUUGCUACCACCGCUAGCCGACCCCCAACGUAUGACGCUGGUCCUGGAUUUGGACGGCACGUUGAUCGCCAGUGAGGACGAGCCGCACGCGCCCGUGCCCUUCGAUUACUGCGUGGAUGAGGAGCGCUUUGUGUGGCUGCGGCCCGGGCUGCGGCGCUUCCUGGACGAGGUCCGCCCUCUGUUUGAGGUGGUCCUGUUCACCGCUGCUGGGGAGAGCUGGGCCACUUCUGCGCUCAAGCGAAUCGACCCGGACAAUACCAUCUUUGACAGCAGGCUGUACCGUGACCACACCGUCUCCCACCACGACUGGCCCUGGGUCAAGGACCUCUCGCGGCUUGGUCGCGACCUGGCCCGCACGGUGAUUGUGGACGACAACCCGCUCAUGUUCAUGUACCAGCCAGACAACGCGCUGCAUGUGGCAGCAUACGACCCGCAGAUCACCGGCCACAGCGACGAUGUCCUGGAGCAGGUGCUGGACGUGCUGAUGCACAAGGUGCUACUAGCAGACGAUGUGCGGGAGGUGCUGCGGGAGAUGAAGGACCCCAUCACCGCCUCCUGCGUGGCAGCCCGCCGCGCAGUCGCCAAGGCAGCAGCAUCGCCCUCCUUGCCCACAUCAGCAAGCACUCCUGCGACUCCUGCAAGCACACCAGCCAAGGCCGCUUCUGCUGCUGCCAACGGGUUCAUCGGGGCCGACGGAAACGGUGAAACGGGGACCGCGCCGUUUGGACAGUUGUUGCAGCCCACGGCAUCUGCGGCUGCUGCUACCGCUACAGGAGGAAAUGGCGCCGGCAAUGGCAACAGCAGUGCCUCCGCUGCUGCUGCUGCUGCUGCUGGCACAUCCUCGGGGGUACGUCUGCAUGCAAUGGCACCAAACCAGCUUGCAAACGGGCACCAGGGCAGGAGCGGCAGGCGCGGACGGCGGGGCGCCAAACAAGCCACGCCACAACAACCAAUCGCCGGUUUGGCCGUGUCUGCACUGCCGCAUGAGCAAGGAAGCCAUGCGGGCGUGGCAGUCACAGCCGCUUCCGCCAUACCCACAAUACCUGUGGAGGAGGCUCGGCAACGGCAGCAGCGAUCCCGACGGCGUGGCUUAUCCGGCUACAGCGCCGUCGAUGCACCCGGUGCCGUUUCCACGGGCGCAACGGCUGCUGGAGGAACGUCUGGAGGCCAAACAUUGCUGCCUAAUGGCAACACCGCCGUUGGAGGUGUGACGUGGACUGCUCCACCACUCGCUUCCGUCGCUUCACGACCGCCUGCUGUGCCGAGUCGGGCUCGUGGUCCGAAGCGGGACGGCGCACAGCGUCAGAAGGCGGCGGCAUCGCUACUGCAGGAGCCGGAGCACCAGCUGCAAUUGAAGCUCAAGCUGUUGCAAUUGCAGCGGAAGCAGGAGGCGGAGGAGGACGACGGUGGUGCAGCGGAGAAGGACGAUAGCGGCACGAAUGAAUCGCGCCCAUCCCAGAUACGAGAGCGAGGACAAGACAGCAGCGACGCCUUGCAAGCAAAGCGCGACGCUGUGCAGGGCCGGUCAGGCUUGGCAACGAGUCCGUCGUCGGAGCAGCAGCUAGCAGCUGCUGCGACGCACCCACCUGCCCAGCAACGCAUGGCCCAAGGUCCCCGGCGCCCGCAUGCGUGCAAGGGGCCAGACGCGGGCACCAUUGGCUUGCUGCCAGUCGCCGCCGCGCAAGACCUGCCGUACCGCGCGACGACAGGCCCCACGGCUCAGCAAGGCGCUGCAGUUACACCUUCACCCGCCCGCCCUGCCUCGGCACCUUCCCCGGCUUCACGCAACGGCGCAGAGGCGCCGUGUGGUGGUGUUCAUGGGGCAGGACCUUCGAUGGGCGCGACUGUUGCUUCCGCGCCUCCCGCAGCAGCUGACGCUGUUGCAGGCGUUCCGUCAGGCCCCAGCCCUGCACCCGCACCCGGAAUGGCUGCGGCGGAGGGUGGUGCAGCGGGCAGCAGCAGGCGGCGCGGACGAGGACGGCGCCGGCGUCAAAAGCGGGCGGGAGGCUCAAGCGGGAAUGAGCCAUCCGGCAACAAGCAGGUAGCGAGUGACGCCGCUCCCCAAUCUACGCCGUGAUUAAAACGGCGGUUGUUGAUCCUAUUACAAUAGCGUCUGAGAUAGGAGCUAGAUCGCGACCUUGCAGCAGGUUUUUCAAGUACUGUAGCACUCCUUGUGGCUGGUAGUACCGGUAAUGAUUCAGAGCUUUAGCAGCGAUUAGCGUUGAUGCAGUGCGAUUGCUUGGGCUUCCGUGCGCCGUUGUAUGUGUAUGAGGUUUCGCAGCUUGUACGACACGGCAAUUCACACGUCCCCGUUGGCUGCGUGUUUGUUUAUCAUGUUAUGCUCCGUGGGAUGGCUGGUCUGGCGCUGUGGAAAAAAUUGCGCCGACUGCAUUUCGUCACUUGGUUAGGUGCAGAUGGGUUGACUCGUUAGUAGUAUAGCCUAUCUAGGAAAUGGAGCCAACCGCAGCAAUGCAGAUACAGGACCACCAGAAGGUGAUAGCUCUUGCGGGUGGUUGUGGCACGUGCUGGCAGAUGUGUACGCUGGUAGCCGUACGUGCGGGUUACCCAAAGCAUAAAGGUUAGGGGGCAGUUGGCGUGCGCGGUAGGCGCGGCGGCGACCAGGAGCCAUUUGAGCAGGCGAGGGGGCAAUGCUGUCAGUAGUCAGUUCGUACGUGAUGGUGCAUGGUGAUUCAGCCUCCAGGACGCCAGUAUUGCCAGUACGGUAUCCUAAGCAUGGGAUUGCUCGUGAGUAGCAGUUUGGUAUAUCAAGCAUGCCGCGGUUUGCGAGGAUUAGGAAAGGCAACAUGGCAUUACAACCGUUGCGGGGAAGGUGAGCUCACUAUCCGCAGGGCCAGGGUUCAACCUGGCUUGCUGUCACGAAACGGCCCGGGGUGUGAAUGCAACAUGCAACAUGGUGAGCAGAUGCAGUGUUUUACGGGGGUUCUGUGAUCGCACGCUUCGUUAUUACAGGAUUGUGCCUACACAGUUCUGCGAUAGGACUGACGCUGCUGUAUCUUAACUUAUUCUAAAAAGGACGGAGUGCUCUCGACGGCACCUGGGAUUGUGCCGGCUUGCUUGCGGGUAUGUUGCUAGGCUACCAAGAGCUAGGUUCCUAGAGACUGGAUCAGAAACUGGCGUCUCAGAUUUGUUGGCAUUUCGUGUAUUUGACACGCAGAGCUUUUGCAGGGUACGCCAGUGGUUUGCAAGGUGCUUUUGCCAAGUCGUUAGUGGGGUUUAUGAGCUGAUGUUUACGGGCCAUCACGAGAGGGCUUGCUGCCGUUAUCUGAGCCGUCACCGGAAUCUUGUUGCGCCCAAGGCAUGUUUGAUACAUUUGCUGAUUAGCUUGUGCUUUGGGGCCCAGUUCAUUGCCGCCAUUUCCUCCAUAACCAACGUAUUGCUUGGCCCACAGAUCUGCGGACAAUUCCUUCGCAACUCAAGACUGCAGUGCCUUUAAUGACUGCCUGUA